AUGGGGACAUUGUCGCUGGACAUGUUAUUUUUUCGGCGACUGGGCACUCUUUUGAAGCUGCUUUUUCCUUUGAAUCGCCGUUCAAGGACAACUUGGCUGGCACUAGUGGUGCUCAUUACGUCGUUCACAGACCAAGUAGCUACGUAUUUUGUUGGAAUACUACCGAGCCAAUUCUUCGUGGUUCUUGGGAACAGGGACUUGUCGGCCUUUCAUUUAUUGUGUGCAAAAGCCACUAUUAUAGUACUUGCAAAAUCGCUGACGUUUGCAUUUGGAAUUCGUAUUUUCAAAGCACCGUUACAGACGUUGGCAUCUAUCAAGUAUUUUACGUCUAUUCUCGCGAUUAAAUGUCGCGAGAUUUGCAGUUACACACUGCAUAGAUUAUACUUCAAACGGCGAGCCUUCUAUAAGCUGAAUUUGUAUUCUGAAAAUUUGGACAACAUCGACCAGCGAAUGACGCAGGACAUUGAGAAAACAACGCAAGUGUUAGCCUGCGAUCUUUUAGCCCCGGUAAUUACUGCUCCAUUCAUAAUUAUAUAUUAUUCCUAUCUAACCUGGAUAAGUUCUGGAUGGCUGGGGCCGCUUACUAUUUAUGUAUAUUUUACAUUUGUUACUUUGGUAAAUCGCUACUUAAUAGCUCCUCUUGUUGGCCUAGUCAAUGAAACGGAAAGGAAAGAAGGCGACUUUCGUCAGCGACAUAUGGAAGUGAGGUCGAAUGUGGAAUCGAUUGCAUUUUACCAGUCAGGUCUCAUUGAGAAUAUCAUGACAAAUCAAAAAUUGAAAGCUUUGCUGAAAGUUAAGCGGAAACUCGUUGAGUGGCGUUUCAUUCUUGGUGUUGUUACCAACAUGUUCGACUAUUUUGGUGGCACCCUUUCCUAUCUGAUCAUCGGAAUUCCCAUUUUCAUGACGCAUGCCUAUGAUUCAUUGUCGGGCACUGAGAUUAACGGAAUGGUGUCCAUGAAUGCUUUUUUCUACCUGUACUUGAUCUACAGUUUUACAAAUCUGAUUACGUUGUCAGAGAAGCUCGGAGAUCUAGGUGGUGUCACACACAGGGUGAUUGAGCUUGUGGAGGAGUUACGUCGCCUGCACUCAGAUUGCUUGGAAACUGACCGACCACCGUCGACAGUUCCAUCAAGUGUUGUUGUCAUUGGAACAGACGACGAGGAGAAAACGAUUGAGGAACUUCAUGGAAAGCAACUCUCGCUGGAGCGCGAUUGCGAUGAUGAGGAAGAAGCCCAAUUCCUUCUGGGAAACAAGUCCGAUCGUGAUGAGGAAUGGCCAGAUGACGGUGUUGCGAUGACGAUUGAUUCAGCUACACUAGCUCCUCCUACUGAUGCUCAGAAUACCAUUAUUGCAAAUUUGUCGGUGCAGCUAAUCCAAGGUCAGAAUGUUCUAAUCACGGGUGAUAGUGGUUGUGGAAAGACCUCUCUGCUGCGAAUGUUUGCAGGAUUGUGGAAUAAUGUGUCAGGUAAAGUGGAUCGCCAUUGGCGAGUACGCCCACAAAACCUGCUAUUCGUGCCUCAGAAGGCAUACUUUCCUUCCGGAGGAAUCACUCUGCGACAGCAACUUGUAUAUCCUCUCAAAGCUCUUCCAAUUUGA
Ostertagia ostertagi is the source of this 1596-nucleotide messenger RNA. The record is from the annotation of a GenBank genome assembly. Lineage: Eukaryota; Metazoa; Nematoda; Chromadorea; Rhabditida; Trichostrongylidae.